CCCCCCCCCCGCCUCGCCUCGCCGGAAGCAAUGGAGCAGUUCCACGACGGGCGCCACGUGUGGCUGCGGAACAGCGCGUUCGGCCUGUACCUCCACUCCGACGAGGACGGGAAAGGUGUCCUCCUGCACCGGGACCGCGCGUGCUUCCACGCGGCGUGGGCGGUGCACAUACACCGCCUCGACGGCGGCGACGUCCUCAUGCUCCACAACGCCGCAAAUGGGCGGUACCUCGCGGCCACGGCCUGGUGGGCGGCGGCGAACGUCGUCAACCUGCGCGACCUCAACGAACUGCCGUCGCUCACCGUCGGCUGGAUCGCCAUCAGGGCCGGAGGCGGGGACGACGUCCUGCUGCGUCACAGCAGCGGGCGCUUCCUUCGAGCUAACGUCAGCAGGAAUCCCUUCAGCUAUGGCGUCAACGUCUGCGUCUACUCGUUCGACAGCCCCAGCUUGAUGAGGCACUGGGAGGUUACCGCCAUUCCCCCGAGAGAUUCCAUACCUCGCCUUCCACGUCCUUCUUCGUCCAGACCUUGCAUCAAUCUGCGUCGCAUCUCGUUCGUGCGACUAUCUUAUGAUGAUCAUGCCUGGAGAAAGAUCUGGUUCAUUGGGAAUUCUGUUUUCUGUUUAUGGAACCAGCUGGCGGAACGUAUGGGAAACGAACUGGACCCCAACUCCAUUAUUUGUGUUCGAGCGGGCAACUUUGGACGGCUAACUCCUCUGGUGACCGAUCUGCCUCGCAACAAUCUGAAAAUGGAUGUCAUCUUUCUCGUACCUGAUGCAAUAGGUGUUCUUGGGUUGACAUGCCCCAACGUUGAUGCCACCUAGAGGAAUACAGCACUGUAGGAGCAGAACCUCUGACAGACACUUCAUUCAUCUCUUCAGAAAUUUUUCCUGCUUCAGAUCGAAUGCCAGAGAACUGGAUGUCUUCUUUUUUCUCUUUGUUGAUGUAGGCUCUUGAAGGGAAACCCUUCUGUUUCCCGGUUGUUAAUUAGCUAUUGGCCACUAUGCUAAGAGGUUUACAAACUGCUAUAAGCAACUAGUAAGUGGAACCAUUGCACAUUGUGAAACUGUGAAACUUGCUGUAGUUUCCAUGGAUAUGUAUACGAUAGGAGUUAAUAUCAUCCAUACAUGUGCAGAAUGAAACGUUAUGCUGAAAUCCGAAUACAAG
Molecule: messenger RNA, 1165 nt
Organism: Oryza brachyantha (malo sina)
Lineage: Eukaryota; Viridiplantae; Streptophyta; Magnoliopsida; Poales; Poaceae
Exons: 3
Coding region: 31-822 (263 amino acids)
Source: RefSeq, a predicted model, not a curated record